Megalops cyprinoides (Indo-Pacific tarpon) is the source of this 4999-nucleotide messenger RNA. RefSeq names its product probable G-protein coupled receptor 158. Gene Ontology annotation, biological process: G protein-coupled receptor signaling pathway. NCBI's taxonomy places the organism in Eukaryota, Metazoa, Chordata, Actinopteri, Elopiformes, Megalopidae. The record is from RefSeq and is a predicted model, not a curated record. Gene Ontology annotation, molecular function: G protein-coupled receptor activity. Gene Ontology annotation, cellular component: membrane.
AAUGGAUAAUCGGCCAAAAUCUGAAAUGAAAGGAGAAAAGGAUCCAAGGAAGAGCAAAGCAAUCAUGACUCGAGAGGGAUGUAUUCUUAAAGUCGAUAGUUUGGCUGUACUGUUGCUGCUUUUUCUACCACUGUUGUCUGCUCAGAUCACUCCAGUCUUCCAGACAGAGGUACCUUUCAGCCCUCUGGCUACCAAGGAGCCCCUGGAAAGAGGGAGGGUAAAUCCCCAGCCUGGCUCUGUUUCCCCCAUCCCUAGUCUAAGCCCCAGUAUGGAGCCAUCAGAAGAGGAUGAGUGGGCACCGGCGGAGGCCUACCUGUACAAUGGCAAUGCCACCCUCCUUACCCUGGCAAACUGCUCACGGGCCUACCGUCUCCCUGGGGUACAGAGUGUCCCAGUUGGACUUCAACCCUUCCUUCGCCCUUCCCUAGAUGCUCUUACCAAUGCUGCCAACUUCCUCAACAUGAUCUUCCAGGCCAAUGACCUGCGUGAAAGCAGUGUUACAGAGGACAUGGAGUGGUACCAUGCCCUGGUCCGAGGUCUGCUGGAGAGUGAUCCACUAAUUCGUAGGGCCCUCCUAACCUUUGAUGCCCAGCCCACUGCCCCCCGUCCUCAACUGGUGCUACGGGCCUCUCGGCCUUCCUCCAAAUCCCAGGACAUCUUGCUACAGGACUUGUCCUCUACUUGGGAGAUGCUGCACCCACCACCCCCUGCCCCUGAUGCUAGUUGGUUUACUGCUCUCAAGUUCCCUGAGCUGUCCCAACAGGCCCCUUCUCUUUCCAAGCGGGUACUCCUUAACGACCUGCGUACCAUGGACACCCCCAAAUGGGGGCGAGGUGACAGCUAUGUGACAAACCGUGAUGGUGUGCAUUGGGCCAAUGCACCCUUUCUCGAGUGUGAGGGUGGGCGUUUUUUGCCUGGCUGGCUACUUACUCUCUCUACGUCCUUCUAUGGCCUCAAGCCUGAUCUCAGUCCCGAGUUCAGGGGUGUGAUCCGUGUCGAUGUAAGUCUACAGAGUUUUGACGUGGACCAGUGUGCAAAAGGGGAAGAUUGGUUUUCUGACACACACCAAUGCAACCGUACCAGUAUGCAGUGUGAGCCAAUCCGUGGACAAGGCUUUCGUCUGGGCCAGUAUCGUUGCCGUUGCAAAGAGGGGUACUACAGCCCGGCAGCAGCCACUCGGGAUAUAAACAAGGCAAAUGGCUGUAUUGCAAAUGCCAGUGGGUUCUGUGCCCCUAUCCUGCCUGUGUGUCUGCCCUGUUGGCCGGAUUGCCUGCGCUGUGAGGAUGGUUCCCCCUGCAGGGUGCAGGAGGACUCAUACCUACGAGCAGGUGUGCUGGCAGUGCAGGGCUUCUUCAUGUUGCUCAUCUUCAUCAGCAUGCUGGUAGCAUACCAGUUCCGUAGGAGCAAGAGAAUCAGAGCAUCAGGUCUGUUACUGUUGGAGACCAUUCUGUUUGGCUCUUUACUCCUGUACUUCCCUGUCUUCAUCCUGUACUUUAAGCCCAGUACUUUCCGCUGUAUCUUGCUUCGCUGGGUUCGCCUACUGGGUUUUGCCAUUGUUUAUGGCACUGUCACACUGAAGAUGUACCGAGUGCUGAAGGUGUUCCUGUCACGUACCGCCCAGAGGGUACCCUAUAUGUCCAGUAUACAUCUGUUGAGGAUGCUGGGGGUGAUAGUGCUAACAGUCAGCUGGUUUUUGUCUGCCUGGACUGCUGGGGUGCUGCAGAAUCGUGAUCGAAACAUUCCUUUGUUAAUUACUUCCACCACCUCAAAUGGGCAGGGUUUCAGCCUGUGUGACCUGGACCGCUGGGACUACAUGAUGGCCAUAGCGGAGUUUCUGUUCCUGUGCUGGGGCAGCUUCCUGUGCAAUGCAGUGAGGACAGUUCCCUCUUCCUUCCAUGAGCCACGUUACAUGGGCAUUGCCAUCCACAAUGAGCUGCUGCUUUCAUCCACUUUCCAUCUGCUCCGAUUUAUCAUGCCCUCGCUGCACCCAGACUGGAUGCUGCUGCUAUUUUUUACCCACACUCAUGUCACUAUUACUGUGACGCUUGGCCUGCUCUUCAUUCCAAAGUUCCUGCAUAUGUCACAGCCAUUUAGGGAGGAGAUUGCAGCAGAGGUAUAUGAAGAUGAAGUGGACCUUCGUCGCUCUGGCUCAUACCUCAACAGCAGCUUUGCCUCUAGCUGGAGUGAGCACAACCUGGACCCUGAUGAUAUUCGGGAUGAGCUGAAGAAGCUGUAUUCCCAAUUGGAGGUACACAAGACCAAGAAGAUGGCUGCCAACAAUCCUCACCUGCAAAAAAAACGUAGUUCUCGCCGAAGUCUGGGACGCUCCAUCAUGAAGCGAAUAACAGAGAUCCCAGAAUCCAUGAGUCGCCAGUGCAGCCGUGAGGACAAGGAGAGCUCACUUGGUGUAGGAGGGUGUAGUGAGGCAGGGUCAUGCAAAAAAAAGGCUCUGGAGUUCAGCAGCACUAAGUCAAAGGAUGAAUCAAUCAAGCGUUGUGUCCUCUCACUUCGAAAGUCCCAGAGCACCUAUGACUAUGCCCAAGAUCAUCGUCCAUGCUCUGGUGACACAAAGGAACCUUCACUGCUUGACUCUUUGAUGAGGAAAAAGCUUGCCAAAAAUGUUUCUGAGCAUUCAGACACAGAAUCUGUGGAUUCUGCACCAUUGGCUUACAAAUCAGCCAGUGCCCACAACCUCUCAGCUGAAAAGAAUUUGUUCCAGCCUGAGCCCAGCAAGUUGCAAAAGUCACUAAGUGUCAUGGCAAGUAAUAAGGGGUCCACCACUGUCCAUCCCAGCAAGACAUACAGUCUUGAGGACACUUUGCUACGUGGCAGGGUAAGCACUUGGGAGAGUAAUCUGUCUAGACUGAAUGUCACAAUCAGGACACAGACCACACAUGCCCUUCUGUCUGAGUCAUUUGACAAGGCAGAGGUCUGUCCCUGGGAGCUUGUGGAUCACCUUCCUGAAAGUAAAACCCAGAAGCAUGUCACCUAUGCUCUUUCUCAGCACAAUGACCAAAGUACCCUAGAGGAAGGAUCAACUCACAGACCGCAAAGUUACAUUUCCCCUUGGGACAUAUUGCCAUGUGAUCCUCCAAGAGACGGCUCAUCUUUGUCAGGAGAGGAGAUACAGAACAAGGAUCUGAGAGGGAAGGGAGAUCUUCGUGUAACUGUCAAAGAUGGAUCAGACUCAGAUUCAGAAUCUACCAAGCCACAGGUACCUGUCUCCUCAAGUGCACCAGGUUCUCCUGCCACACGUAAGACAAAAGCUAAAGAGCACCGGGUCUUCUCUUAUCGUGGUCCACCUCAUAGUUUUGGCCUCUCUGUGAAAAGUCUAGUGGGGUCUGGGAAAGGUAGUAGCAAGGACAAGAACAAGAGAGGAAUCGAAGAGAAAGAUAAGACAAACAAUGCAUUGAGGUCCAGCCCCCUUGGGAUAGCUAAUCCAAGCAUGAAUAAUGUAGGAGCAUUGAAGAAUGACAACAGUAAAGAUGAAGUACACACCCUAAUUCCAGAUAUUUCAGCUCUACAGAAACAACAAACAGCUGUGCAAACUAUCUGUCCCUGGGAGGUGGAGGACACUAAACCCUGCCUUGUCAAGCAGGCAGCAAUCAGAGCAUCUUCUAUUGAUUCUCCAGAAAGGACCACAAAAAGACUGGAGAAUAUUCAGGCAGAUCUUUGCUCCUUGGAAAAACAGAACAAAGAAAAGCAGAAAAGGCAGGAGAAUGUCUACACAAACAUCUGUCCAUGGGAAACACUAGAAUCAGAGAUGACAAGGCAGAACAGUUCACUUGCUAACAUAUGCCCCUGGGAAAUGGAGGAAAAAACUCCUAGCAUGGAACAAAAAUAUAACCUAAAGGGAUCAAGGCCCACUAUAGGUAUCUUAUCCAAAACCAAUAUUUCUGCUCAGACCAAUGUGAACACAGAGGUGUGUCCUUGGGAUGUUACUAAGCCACCCGAACAGACAAUAGAGAGACAGCAGAGCUGCAUUGCAAACGUCUGUCCAUGGGAUGUGGAGGAAAGCAACCCCUGCCAAGUCAAGGAGGACUCUAAGUCCUCUCUAGAAAGAGAGGAGGAGAUAAGGAAAACACAAAAAAGUCCACAUCUCAACACAUGUCUCUGGGAGGAAUCCGAGGUGUCCACAGAGAGACAGAAAUGUCUUCGUACAAACAUUUGUCCAUGGGAAACAGAGAAACCAGAGGAAACAACAACCAAACAGAAAGGUGUUUAUGCAAACAUCUGUCCUGGGGAGGCACUAGAACAAACGUGCCUUGCCGUGCCUUGCCAUGACAGUGAGAAACAAGAAGAGAAAAGCACAAAGCCCACUAUUAUGAUCACCGCUACAAAAGACAAGGAAGUAAAUCCACCAUAUCAGACCAGUGACAAAGCAGAAGUGUGUCCCUGGGAUGUUCCAGAUCCAUGCCAGCAGGUCCAAGAAAGACUUCAUAGCAGUGUGGCAGAUGUCUGCCCUUGGGAUGUGGUGGAACCCGAGAAAACACAAAAAAAAGAGGAGAAUGUUCAUGUGGAGGUACAUCCUUGGCGAAAAGAUGAAAAUAAGAAAUCAGAAACAGAGGAGAAAGUCCAUGCAAACAUCUGUCCAUGGGAUACACAAGAACAAACUGCUAGUCAUGACAAUCAAAAACAAGAAGAGAAAAGCACCAAGCCCACUAUUAUGAUCACCGCUACAAAAGACAAGGAAGUAAAUCCACCUUAUCAGACCAGUGACAAAGCAGAAGUGUGUCCCUGGGAUGUUCCAGAUCCAUGCCAGCAGGUACAAGAAAGACUUCAUAGCAGUGUGGCAGAUGUCUGUCCCUGGGAUGUGGUGGAACCCGAGAAGACACAAAAACGAGAGGAGAGUGUUCAUGUGGAGAUGCAGGAGGUGAAAUCUCCCAUUAUUGUGGAUGAUAGCACUCCAGCAAUUCAACCCUGGGAACAUGAAGACAUAGCUGAUGAUGAUGAUGCAGAGAGUGCUGCAGAAGCAUUUUUCUUCCCAGCUGACUUGUGA